UUAACGGAUUAUUUUUUUUCAUUCCUUUAUAGCCAUUCAAACUUCACAUAUAAUUUAACAUUGAGCUCGCUUAUCGGUGCAGUUUUUUAAUGGAGAACUUGGGAAAGUGAUAACUUUUGUUAAGAAAGUGUGAGCAAUAUUAAAUUGUUAUGGAUAUUAAACAAGAAGGUGCUGGCUAUCAAUGCGUAAUUACACGCAAUUUUUUAUUUGAUAAAUGGCUUGAAAGUCGAAAAAGUAAUACAACAUGGUCAACUCAAGCCAACCAAAUCCUGGAAAACAUCAAAUGCAGUUGGCCUUAUCAAGGUGUUGAGAUUAUUGAAUUUGAUCCCCUCUAUGACCGAAUUUAUUUAGUAUGCAAGAAGUUAGCAGAAUUUUGGAAAGAAAAUGCAAGCAGAAAAAAUGCAAUUAUGAGAAAUCAUUCCUCUUGGCUUGGCAAAUCUGAGACUGUCUUUUUAAGUUGUCGUGAUGAAGAUUAUCCAAGUACAUCACAACAACGAGGUCGUCCUAAAAAAAGUUUUGAAGAAUGUUCUUCGCGGAGUAAACGAAGACGUGUGGCUGAAAUUUCGAAAUCCGACGAAUCAAUUGCCACAGCUUUGCGUAAUAGUUCAUGUAAUUCGAAUUUGGGAGAAGAAAACACGAUGAGUGUAAUGCCUUGUGAAGUACUGGCGCUUUUUGUGGAAGCAAAGUUUACAAAGAAGCAGUACUUACUUGUUCAGAAUUUCGUCAAGACCAAGAUUAAAAAAAUGCACUGCCUAGCUACAAAAUUAUAAAGACUGAAAAAGAAAACUGCUAUCCAGAAUCCGACAAAAUUAGUGUCACCGAGACAGGUGCCGAAGUGGACUUACAGACUUUACUUAACCACACGGCGACAAGAAUUCUUACUUCGCAGAAAGACGUUCUUGACACUCUCAACAAUGACUUACAUAAAAGCCUACAGUUAGUAGGGAAAUGGGGAUUUGAUGGAAGUACAGGCCAAAGCGAGUACAAACAAAGCUUUCAUGAUCCUUAUGCUAAAGACAGCGAUUUGUUUGUUACAAGUUACGUGCCAUUGCAGCUCAAGUUAAAAAAUAACAAAAAUGAAGAUGUUGUUGUUUGGAAAAAUCCUCGACCGUCCUCAACACGAUACUGUCGCCCAUUAAGAUUUCAAUUUAAAAAAGAAACUACUGCUGUAUCU
Molecule: messenger RNA, 1174 nt
Organism: Rhagoletis zephyria (snowberry fruit fly)
Lineage: Eukaryota; Metazoa; Arthropoda; Insecta; Diptera; Tephritidae
Source: RefSeq, a predicted model, not a curated record